Molecule: messenger RNA, 1730 nt
Organism: Fopius arisanus
Lineage: Eukaryota; Metazoa; Arthropoda; Insecta; Hymenoptera; Braconidae
Gene: Fatp3
Product: long-chain fatty acid transport protein 4
Biological process (GO): triglyceride homeostasis
Cellular component (GO): endoplasmic reticulum
Molecular function (GO): long-chain fatty acid transmembrane transporter activity; long-chain fatty acid-CoA ligase activity
Source: RefSeq, a predicted model, not a curated record
UGAUGGAUGAAAAAUGUGGGUAUUCAAGUCCCCCAGAAAGUGCGAUAAACUUUGGUAUUGCGACGCCCAUGGAUCUCAAUAAACGAGUGGUUAUUGUGUGCUGUCGUAUAGAUAGUACCCUCAUACGUUCAGUCAUCACAGAACAGCAGCAUUAGCUGCUACACAACGUUGGUUCAUCACCUCAACGGAUCAACAAUCCUCUCGUGAUCCAUUAAAUCAUUGUGUUGUUUGGCUCGGUAGAGUGGACAUACAUUUUCAAUCACAAAUUGUUUUUUUUUUUCAUUUCAUUGACACGAAUGAUCGAGAGCUCCGGGAAUAAGUGAUUUACAUCAGUGGACAUUCUGUCAGUGUUAUGAUGGAAUAUUAUCAAAUUGGUCUCACGGCCAUAGCGGCAUUCAUUGUCGCCUACCUUUUCACCGGAAGUCGAUGGCAUACAUUGUGUAUCAUAGGUAAAACACUGCCGAGGGAUGUUUUAGGAGCUUAUCGAUUUCUGAAGAUAAAUAUCCUGCUCUGGUAUUGGGAAAGAAAAGGUCUGACUGUUGCUAAACUGUUCACAAAACAAGUGGAGAAGAAUCCUGAUAAGAUUGUCAUCAUAUUUGAGGAUCAGAGAUGGACAUAUGGCCAGCUCGACGAAUACAGCAAUCGUUUGGCCCGGUACAUCCGUACCCAGCCGAUGUCUCGUGGUGACAGUGUUGCAGUGAUAAUGGAAAAUCGUCCGGAGUAUGUGGGCACGUGGUUGGGAUUAAGCAAAGCUGGCUUCGUUGGAGCACUCGUUAAUACCAACCUCAGGAAAGAUGUGUUAAUUCAUAGUAUUAAAGCUGCUAAUUCCAAAUCUGUUAUUUUUGGUGCUGAGUUGAGAGAUGCGAUUGAUGAGAUCAAAGACAAACUUCCUGGCGUUGGGUUAUACCAGAGCUCUGAGAAACCAGACACUCCAGUCGUCGAAGGUGCUGUUGAUUUGAACAAGUCAAUGGUGAAUAUUUCGUCGGAUGCUGUAGAAGUUGAUCUCUCGUUAGGAUGCCCCAGGGACAAACUCAUAUACAUCUACACCUCGGGAACAACGGGAAUGCCAAAAGCUGCUGUUAUCAAUAAUUUGAGGAGAAAGAGUCGGAGAAAAAAAUUAUUCGAGACGUUUUUAAGAAGGGAGAUCGUUUUUUCAAUUCUGGGGAUAUUCUGGUGAUGGAUGAGCUGGGAUAUUUCUACUUCAAGGAUAGACGAGGGGAUACAUUCAGAUGGAAAGGUGAAAACGUGGCUACAGCUGAAGUUGAGGCAGUCAUAAGUAACAUUAUUGGGCUCCGAGACAGCGUAGUGUACGGUGUAGAGGUGCCUGGAAACGAGGGUAAAGCUGGAAUGGUAGCAAUUUACGAUCCACACCAGACUCUCUGCCUUCAGGAAUUAGCAGAUGGAUUAAAAAAAUCGUUACCUGCAUACGCUAGACCGUUAUUCGUCAGAGUCUUAGCGGAAUUACCAUUAACUGGAACGUAUAAACUGAAGAAAGGAGAUCUACAAGUCCAGGGCUUCGAUAUUACUCAGAUUAAAGAUCCAGUGUACUUCUUGGAGAAGUCCGGCAAUUACGUGCGAUUAACUGAGCAACUCCAUCAUGAUUUAGUCGAGGAGAAGAUUCGCGUUUAAAUUGAAAUGGUUAAAGCUGUGGUACAAAGAAAUAUUUAUUAAUACUCCAACUCCUAAUGAAAUAUUUUAUCUACAUUCAAAGAGGUGUACAAAAAAAAAUU